GCUGAGGAGUAUGAAGAAAAAGUAGGCUGCAAGAUGGUUCACGUGAAAGCAAUGGAAAGCAGGGAAAACCUUCUUGAUUGAGUUUAUUUAGCCUAUUACAACUGUAAUGUAUGACAUCAUGCAUUUGUUUGCCUUGAUAGUCUGUCGUGUUAUUUCAAAUAGGUGUUUAAACUUUAUUCAACCUUGACAAGAGGGUGACAGUGGAUCUUGCAAAUGUCCUGGGCUGUCACCCAGGCUUGUGGAAUAUUUUUGCAAUUCAGCUGGGUAGCAAUAACAUCUGUGUUAAUAAAUGAGUUUAUAAAACUGUCCAUUUUACAAGGGACCAAUGUGAUAUAGCAUCAACUUUGUGUGUCAUGAUGAUUCCGUACAAAUGCAAUGCACAGACCCCGAACCCUUGAUGCUCUUGAACACAUCCCACGCUAACGGAUGAAAGAAAGUAAAUAAAGCGCGUCCGUGACGUCAGUGUCUUCCCUUCCCGCCUGAAACAGAAACGGAGGUAGAAGAGCUAUCGACUCGUAAGCUUCAUACAUUGCAAUGGAUGACCUUUACUUGGAUAAUAUUGAUGAAUUUGUCAACGACCAGAAUAAAAUCGUGACCUACAAAUGGCUGAGUCUCACCCUUGGGGUCCAUGUCAACCUAGCCAAACAAAUGCUCUACCAUUACUUGGAUCAAAAGAGGAAAGAAGGCUCUGCUCGGCUCCAUGCUACCUACCUUGUGUCUGGCAAGUUUGUUGAGAAUGGUACUACGAGUCACAAGGUGUCAGUAGUGCGAGAGGAUCAGCUGGAGGAUGCGAAGUCAAAGAUGAGCCUGACGGUCAGCGUACAUGUGUACAGUGUUCAGAAGGCUGUGCUGAAAGACAGUGGUCCUCUGUACAGUGCUGAUUAUGACGCUGUGAAAGAGAAUCUAAGAAAUUGCAGCAGGUACAGUGCAAUUCGUUGUGCUGAUGCGGUGCCUAGGUCCUCGGCAGAGGUGCAGCAGGCCUGUGAGACGACACAGGCCCCACCACCAGAGACGGAGCAAAUCAAAGCAAACCAUUCUAAUCUGGCCUCUAAACCCACCUCUAAGCAACCCAAAGGCAUUAUGGGAAUGUUUGCAAACAAGAAUGUCUCCAAGAAUCAAGAUUCAAGCAAAGAGAUUAAAUUGGAGCAGAAAGAGGUUACACCUGUGGUUGAGACCUCCAAAACUAAACCUGCUCCGAAAACAAAUCCUGUGACUAACUUCUUUGCGAAACAAGCAGCCAAAAAACCUGACAAAUCCAUCAAGGAAGAGGUAGAAAUAGCCCAGACAUCAUCCUCAGUGGAUGAGAAGCCCACAAGUCCACCUCCUAAAGCAGAGACUCCUGUCAAGGAGGAAUUGGCAAAGGAUGCUGUGGUUGAGAAGGAUACAAGUAAGACCAAGCGUCUUGAACAUUCUGAUAGUGAAGAGGAGAAGAACGAGAGUCGGAGGAAGAAGAGACGGAGGAUAAAGAAGCCCGAGCCAGACAGUAGUGACGAUGAGGUUAUUCCAGACUCUCCUCCACAGUUGCAAGAAAAGAGGGACCCAUCACCAAGUCCUGAGAUUCAAGUAAAGAAAGAACCAGUUGCUGUUUCACAUUCAGAUGAGCUUUCAGAUUGUAAACGAAGGAAGAGGAGACGUGUCUUGAAAUCGCGCACAUUUGUGGAUGACGAAGGAUGCAUUGUGACCGAGAAAGACUAUGAGAGUGAAUCCUACUCCGAGACUGAGGAUGACUUUAAGUUCAGUCAACCAACUCCGAAGAAUCCAAACCCACCAAAACCAUCAACUGGCAAAAAAGAGGAGGAGAAGAAAAGUAAGAAAGCUGCUGCAGCCUCUAAUAAAUCUACUAAGCAGGCUUCUAUUAUGGGAUUCUUCCAGAAGAAAUGACAGACCUACUCAUGUUGUUGCACUGAACACUGAUAAGGAGCUUGAGGCCCAAGUGAAGAGAAUCUAGACGGACACAUUUUCAAACACUCCAGAGGAUGGAUGGAUGGCUGUUCUAUCAUUUGGCAACAUUUGGUAGAAUGCUCUACAUUUUUUUUAAAUCACACUUUUCAAUCAAUUUCUACAUUACUGUAUAUGAUUGAAUAAAUAUAUCCAGUUGCAUUGUAAAGUACCAUCAGAGCUCAUUUAUCAUGGCAGCAUUUAUAUUUGGUUUUUACGUUUAGUUUACAAUUCUGUAAGUAUUGAAGGGUUCAUGGUGUGGUGAACCACUACAAAACAAACAUGUCUAUGGUGCUAUUUUUUUGCUGGUAGAAUAUGUUCUUCAAUGUUUGAACGUGUAUGUUCAUUAAAUCUAUUUUCAUAUAUUGUGUUCUGUACAAUAUGUUAAAGCCAAGUUGAACCGUGUUAAAUAUUCACAGUAUAUGAACAAUCACGUAACUGGUUUGUGUAGAAAAUACAGGUGUGGCAUUUCAGCUG
Molecule: messenger RNA, 2415 nt
Organism: Oncorhynchus kisutch (coho salmon)
Lineage: Eukaryota; Metazoa; Chordata; Actinopteri; Salmoniformes; Salmonidae
Gene: pold3
Product: polymerase (DNA-directed), delta 3, accessory subunit
Exons: 12
Coding region: 535-1881 (448 amino acids)
Biological process (GO): DNA strand elongation involved in DNA replication; DNA synthesis involved in UV-damage excision repair; DNA replication
Cellular component (GO): delta DNA polymerase complex; nucleus
Molecular function (GO): DNA-directed DNA polymerase activity
Source: RefSeq, a predicted model, not a curated record